AUGGCCGACGCAGUGCCCGAAGAACCAAAGGUCUCGAAGCGCGCCGCCGAGAAGGAAGCCAAGAAGGCAGCUAAGAAGGCGGCGAAGGAAAAGUACAAGGAAGCCGCUCCUGCCAAACAGCCCGCCCAAAACACACCCGCCGCGCCCGCCGCGCCCGCCGACCCCAAUGUCAACUUCAAGCAAGGUUGGCUCAAGGGCGUCUACAACGAGAAGCCCGUCGACACUGUCCAGACGCGUUUCCCUCCAGAGCCCAAUGGCUACCUGCACAUCGGCCACGCAAAGGCCAUCACCGUCAACUUUGGUUUCGCCAGAGCUUACGGCGGCAAGUGCAACCUGCGCUUCGAUGACACAAACCCCGCCAAGGAGGAGGAGCGCUACUUCACCAGCAUCAAGGACAUGGUCAGCUGGCUGGGCUUCGAGCCUGCCAACAUCACCUACAGCAGCGAUAACUUCGACGAGCUGUACCGUUUGGCCGAGCUUCUGAUCACCCGCAACAAGGCCUAUGUCUGCCACUGCUCCGCCGCAGAAGUCCAGAAGGGAAGAGGAGGCUCUGAUCAUGGCCCUCGCUCCGUCUGUAGCCACUGGAGCAGACCCGUUGAAGAGUCGCUCGAAGACUUCCGCGCCAUGAGAGACGGCAAAUACAAAGCUGGCCAGGCUGUCUUGCGCAUGAAGCAAUACCUCGGCACCAAGCCUGAGGAAUACGCUAACCCCUCCAUGUGGGACGUCGCCGCCUAUCGAGUCAAGGACCAGAACUACCACCACCGCACCGGCCUCAAGUGGAAGAUCUAUCCCACCUACGAGUUCACCCACUGUCUGUGUGAUAGCUUUGAGGCUAUCACUCACUCCCUGUGUACUGUCGAGUUCGAGACUCUCCGUCCUGCUUACAACUGGCUCCUGGAGGCUCUCGACCACAAGCUUCCUGCAUCCGAGGAGAAGGGUCCCAUGCAACGCGAGUAUGGCAGACUCAACGUCGAGGGUACCAUCCUGUCCAAGCGCAGAAUCCAGAUGCUGCCUGUCGCUGGCGCUCAGACCAUCCCUCCUGUUGUUCGUGGCUGGGAUGACCCUCGUCUCUUCACCCUUGUUGCUCUUCGUCGUCGUGGUGUUCCUCCUGGUGCCUUGAAGAAGUUUGUUCUUGAUCUCGGUGUGACAAAGGCCAAUGCCGACACCAAGAUGCACAUGUUGGAUGCUUCCGUCCGCACUUACCUUGAGCGUACCGUGCCCCGUCUGCUGGUCGUCCUCGACCCCAUCAAGGUCGUCAUCGAUAACCUUGCCGAGGACUACCUCGAGGAGCGUGAGGUUCCGUUCGACCCCAAGGACAAGGAGAAGGGUACGCACAAGCUUCCCUUUACUAAGACUAUUUACAUCGACCGCGAUGACUUCCGCGAGGUUGACGACCCAGACUUCUUCCGUCUUGCUCCCGGAAAGUCUGUUGGUCUCCUCUAUGCCGAACACCCUCUCCGCUGCACAUCGUUCACCAAGGGUGAGGAUGGCAAGGUCAAUGAAAUCCGUGCCGAGUACGGUGCCGAUGUUCCUGCAGGCAAGGCGCGUAUCCACUGGAUCGGUGAAUCGGCAGCCCACAAGUCGCCGGUCAAGGCCGAGGCACGCAUCUUCAACUCACUCUUCAAGAACCCUCGUCCCAACGAGCUCGACUGGAAAACCGGUGGCUACUACGACAAUGUCAACCCCGACAGCGAGAUUGUGUACAAGAACGCCAUGAUCGAAGCUGGCUUCUCCGACAUUCAGCAGCGCGCACCCUGGCCCAAGGAGGAGGGUGAAGCCAAGGGCAACACAGGUCCCGAGGCCGUCCGCUUCCAGGGCUUGCGCACUGCCUACUUCUGUGUCGACAAGGACAGCUCGGCUGACAACAUCAUCCUGAAUCGCAUUGUCAGCUUGAAGGAGGAUACCAGCAAGAAGUAA
Aureobasidium subglaciale EXF-2481 is the source of this 1917-nucleotide messenger RNA. RefSeq lists its product as uncharacterized. Bases 1 to 1917 code for a protein of 638 amino acids. Gene Ontology annotation, biological process: translation; glutaminyl-tRNA aminoacylation. Gene Ontology annotation, molecular function: glutamine-tRNA ligase activity; ATP binding. NCBI's taxonomy places the organism in Eukaryota, Fungi, Ascomycota, Dothideomycetes, Dothideales, Saccotheciaceae. The transcript is spliced from 3 exons. Gene Ontology annotation, cellular component: cytoplasm; cytosol. The record is from RefSeq and is a predicted model, not a curated record.